Notolabrus celidotus (New Zealand spotty) is the source of this 1392-nucleotide messenger RNA. Its product is annotated as amyloid-beta A4 precursor protein-binding family A member 2-like. The transcript has 6 exons. NCBI's taxonomy places the organism in Eukaryota, Metazoa, Chordata, Actinopteri, Labriformes, Labridae. The record is from RefSeq and is a predicted model, not a curated record. The coding region runs from base 448 to 1392 and encodes 314 amino acids.
CCUGCAAGACUCUGAAAGGCCUUUCACACCCACACAGGUGUUACCAAUUGAUCUGUCUGAUUAGACUUCUGCUAAGUGAAGAGCUUUGCUGGAAUUAGACAGAUGAACCAAAACCAAGAAGAGUAAUGAAAGGUCGCAGCUGCUCGGGUGGGGUAGGUCGGACUCGGAGCUGCUCGGGUGGGGUAGGUUGGACUCGGAGCUGCUCGGGUGGGGUAGCUCUCUCUGAGCAGGCGGUGUUUUCACGGACCAGACAACCGCAGUGGGCUCGUUAUGUGUUAUCCUCGUUCCGGGGCUCAGCUGUCAGGCUCUGUGCUCCAUACGCUCUCUGUCGGUGAGACACACACUGAGUGAUGCGCAACCAGCCAGCAGUACCAUUCCUCACAAUUUUCAAAGGGAGGUGACUUGAUCAGCUUAUGACAUUCUCCAGGGUCAAACCAGUAACAAUGCAUGGCCUGUAAGCAGCCAAUCAUGGCUCACAGGAAGAGGCCGGGACCCAGCGGAGGAAACGGUAUGGCUGCUCCUGGCCUCGCCCCCUGUCCCAACCCAUAUCCUACAGAGUCAUGUGAACCCAAAGCCCUCCCUCCUCGGCGACGCCCAAUCCGCUACCCCAAAGAGUCACAUAAUCAGAAGCCCCUCCCUCAUUCCGGUAAGCCACAAUACACUCCUCCAAAGUCUCCAGAUGUGAGUCACAUCCGUGCAGAAGCAGACGCAGACGCAGAGGUGGAACUGAAGGGGUACAGCAACCCAGCAGACGCAGAACCGGAGGACCAGCGGCCUGCAACGCCCUCUACGCCAGAACCUGUGCACGAGCACAAGGUGGUGGACUUCCACGGUGGAGCUGACAGCUUGGAUGACGACUCCAGCUCUGACUACAUUAAUAACACUUCAGAUGACGAUGAAGACUACAAUGACGGGCUGGCAGAGGAGGAUGAAGGUACGACCUACUACAUCCGCUACUGUCCUGAGGACGACAGCUACAUGGAAGGUAUGGACUGCAGCAGCCAGGGAGAGUGUGACCACGCACACAACCACAGCCACAACGACCACAAUAACUCCAAGCAGCAGAGCAAUGAAGCCCAACAGGCUGAGGAGGGUUGGGCUGGGGAGGGAGAGGUUGAGGGGGAGGUGAGAGAGCAGGAAUGGAUAUACAAUGGAAGACCUGAACCCAUUCUGGACCACCACCACCCUCAUCACCUCCACCCUCCCCCUCUGCAAGACACCCACGACGAUGAUGAUGAGGAGGAGGAGAGUGAGGACUACUGCCCUAAUGAGGAGGAAGAUGAGGAAGGGGACGAGGAGGACAGACAUGGCAGGUCCUACACCGGAGACUACUAUCCGGAAGGUGCUGGUGGUGGAGGGGGAGACGGGGGAGGAAGCAGAGGAGGACAUUGA